AUGUCAUAUUUUCAUCUUUACGGAUGCCUCCCGAUUCCAAGAGAUUUGAGAAUGGAAUCGUCGGCUCUUAUCCCAAAUCUUGGGGACCCAAGGAACUUUCCGCCAACUUCUUCUGCUUUGGUGAACUUCUCCUCCAAUUCAGCACCGUCUCGGGAGAAUCAGAGCAAUUUUCGUCAGUGCCAAAUCUGCUCGGAUCAAGCGACUGGUCGCCAUUUCGGAGUGCUCGCAUGCGAAGGAUGCAAGGGCUUCUUCCGGCGCAAUAUUCAAAAGAACGCCCGCUUCAUUUGCUUUUACAACAAUAAUUGCGACGUGUACGGAAUAAAGAAACGCAAAUGUUGCCAGAAAUGCCGCAUGGAUCGAUGCUUACAAGCAGGGAUGAAUCCAGCGCAAAUUAAAAAGAAUAACCCCACUCGAAAGAAGCCGCGAAACGAAAAGACGCCAGCUUCGAAUCCGACGCCGAAUCCAGCCACUGUGACGCUGAAUCCAGUGCCGCGCCUUUCCUUCGACCCUGCCGCUGGUUUCGGCAGCUCCGCGCGUCACACAGAUCUGCUGCUCGCAAGAAACAACCGAACCCAAUCGCCCAGUCCGUCCAACGAAGUUGAAACUAGCUACGAAUCGACCAUUUCUUCCCCUUCAAAACGCUCCUACAGUGCUGUCAGUCAAAAGACUGGAGCCUCCUCGACAGGUACAGCUUCGACGCGCCCUUCCGUCAUCAGGAAAGAGCACAACGGGCGCAUCUGGAUCAUCGACACCGAAACGAGCUCAGAAAUCCUCGAGCGCGUGCACCACGCUUCCGAUCUUGGCCUCAAUCGCGGGGCGCACCGACCGCCAGCUUCGCUACCGCCCAGAAAGUGCUGGCUCUCCUCUUGGAACCAGCCACAGCGCAUGGCAGAUGUCAAAACAGAAAUUCGGGAGCGCGAAACCGCCGACGAAGUUACCAAAAUUGUCUUCAAGAACAGCUACGAAACGAGCAUGGCCUGCAAGGAACUCUGUCAAAGUUGUCCCUGCUUCAGCAGAUUGGAUGAAAACGAUCAAAAUCAGCUGUUUGAGAAGGCGCGCUACGAAUUGCUCAUUGUCUAUUCCUAUUACCAGAACAAGAUGACCAUCAAGAAGACCGCAGAGAAUUCGAAUAACAUGAUGAAGCAACUCAUCAACUCGCUGGACAAGUGCGACAUCAAGACGUGGGAGGACGUUAAGCUCAUCAUGCUGCUAUCGGUGCUCAGCAGGGAUCGUCUGGGCAAGAUAAACGCCAUCAGAGACGUCAAACUAAUCGAAGAAUCUUCAAACGAAGUGGUCGCACAAAUCGAAGAACAGUUCGCAGAAGUCGGCGAAGGCGGCCUCAAAAAGUCGAUUCUAGUGAUGAUCGUAAUGAGCCAGUUGCGCGAAGUAAACGAGUUCUGGAACCGCUGCGAUCUGGACAUCAACGGAGUGCCAAAUGAAGAAGAGCAGCACUGA
This is a messenger RNA of Oikopleura dioica, 1455 nucleotides long. Lineage: Eukaryota; Metazoa; Chordata; Appendicularia; Copelata; Oikopleuridae. The record is from the annotation of a GenBank genome assembly.